Messenger RNA from Branchiostoma floridae (Florida lancelet), 1790 nucleotides. RefSeq names its product 2-oxoisovalerate dehydrogenase subunit alpha, mitochondrial-like. The transcript is spliced from 9 exons. The record is from RefSeq and is a predicted model, not a curated record. The coding region runs from base 28 to 1404 and encodes 458 amino acids. NCBI's taxonomy places the organism in Eukaryota, Metazoa, Chordata, Leptocardii, Amphioxiformes, Branchiostomatidae. Gene Ontology annotation, molecular function: oxidoreductase activity, acting on the aldehyde or oxo group of donors, disulfide as acceptor. Gene Ontology annotation, biological process: branched-chain amino acid catabolic process.
GACAGGAGGUCAGAGGUCAGAUAAUGAAUGGGAGGCAAGGCUGCCAGCAUGGCCGUGGCAAGAGGCUCUGCGGCUAUCUUCCAAGGUUUGAGGCAUGUGUGCAAUAAAAACAGCCCCAAAUUUCCUUCUCUUGCCUGCACUGGACUUCCUUUAAGACACCAAAAGUGCCAGUAUGCCAGUACACAGGGCUUGGAUCUGGAGGAGGAACGUCCACAAUUUCCAGGGUCCACCAAGGCAGAGUUCACCCUGAAUAUGGACUUCCACCUGCCUGAAGGGGCUCCAGGCAUUCCUGUCUAUAGAGUCAUGGAUGGGGAGGGCAGGAUACUGAAGUCUAGUGAGGACCCACAGCUGUCCAAAGACACAGUGUUGGAGAUGUACAGGAAGAUGGUGAUGCUGAGUACCAUGGAUGGGAUCCUGUACAAUGCCCAGCGCCAGGGGAGGAUCUCCUUCUACAUGACUAACUACGGGGAGGAAGGCACACACAUAGGCAGUGCUGCUGCUCUGGACCCCCAGGAUAUGGCAUUCGGACAGUACCGAGAAGCAGGUGUUUUUCUUUGGCGAGGCUACACCCUAGAUGACUUCAUGAACCAGUGCUUCAGUAAUGACCUGGACUACAACAAAGGCAGAGCUUUUCCUGUCAACUUUGGAUCUAAAGAACACAACUUUGCUACCUACUCCUCCCCACUGGCUACACAGAUGCCACAUGCUGCUGGUGCUGCCUAUGCCCUGAAGAGAGCAGGGACAGGCCUGUGUGUGGUGUGCUACUUUGGGGACGGAGCUGCUAGUGAGGGAGACGCACACGCUGCUUUCAACUUUGCUGCUACCCUGGACUGUCCGGUCAUUUUCUUCUGUCGUAACAAUGGCUAUGCCAUCUCGACACCAACUACAGAACAGUACAGGGGUGAUGGAAUAGCCUCCAGAGGCAGUGGAUAUGGCAUGGCUACCAUCCGUGUGGAUGGGAACGACACAUUCGCCGUGUACAACGUGACUAAGGCAGCUCGAGAGAUGUGUGUGACUGAGAACAGGCCUGUGCUGAUAGAGGCCAUGACAUACAGGAUUGGUGACCACAGUACGAGUGACGACAGUUCUGCGUACAGGACCCAUGACGAGGUGAACCAUUACCGUGGUAACAGCCCCAUCACCAGACUCCAGCGCUACCUGAUAAACCAGGGGUGGUGGGACACAGAACAAGAGGCUGACUAUAGGGAGGCCGCUAAACAACAGGUGAUGGAGGCUUUCCGUGUGGGAGAGGUGAGGAAGAAACCACCACUGUCUGACCUGCUGACUGAUGUGUACGACACCAUGGAACCACACCUAGUCAAACAGACUCAGCACAUGCUGCACCACAUACGGCAAAACAAGGAACAAUACCCAACCACUGACAUCUUCACGGAGGAGAAGUGAAAGGAGCUGUUAUCUUAGAUACCAAGACAUCUUACUGUUACUGAUUACUAGGCCACAGCAGGUUAAUUUUAUGGAUGACAUCCUCUGCAUACUCCAAAUCUUAUGUGUCUGAGUAUAAAAGAUGGGCUUAACUACUUAUGCGGUUGGAAGGGGGAUUGGCUCUGGAUUCACAGUGUCAUAGCUGCCACUGACAAUUUAAAUGGUGAAAUAUUAUACAUUGUAAGUGCCAACUGUUGAAUAUGAAGAGACAAAUGCUAGCUUGGAUUGUUUCUAAUAUUUCUGAGGAAUGGCAGACAAUUGAGAAGCCAAAAGCUGUUAAGAUUUACGCACUCAGGGUUGUCUUAUGUAUUUAUCAUGGUGAAAAUAAACCAUUGAGCUAAGAGUAA